Molecule: messenger RNA, 3543 nt
Organism: Ananas comosus (pineapple)
Lineage: Eukaryota; Viridiplantae; Streptophyta; Magnoliopsida; Poales; Bromeliaceae
Product: dentin sialophosphoprotein
Exons: 9
Coding region: 102-3341 (1079 amino acids)
Source: RefSeq, a predicted model, not a curated record
UCUCCCCCCGACCCUUUUCUCUCUCUCUCUCGAUCGAUUUCGCCCUCGCCCUCGCCCUCACUCCCCAAUCCAAAAAGGUUGGAUUCACAAUCUCUCUCUCCAUGGUCGCCGCCCCCGUAAACAACGAAGAAACCCAAAUCUUGGACUCCGAUUCCCCUUCGAUCGGUGAUCCUGAGACUCGAUUCGAUGGUGCCGAGCGGAAUGUCGUCGGUGGUGUGGAUGUUGGUGAUGGUGAUUUGGUGAAGGAAUCUGGUGUUCUUUAUGGAGAAACCCAAGCCCUAGAUGAUUCGGAGGGAUCCGGUGGGGAUGGGGAUUUCGAUGUUGGUGACUGGGGCAAGACCCAAUUGAUCGAGGAGAGCGAGGAGGAUGCGGCGGCUGAUGAUGAUGAAAAUGAUGAGGGCACCGCGGUGCUGAGCGCGGACGAGGGUUUAUCCGAUGAUGGGGCCACGCCGGGGGGGAAUGAGAGAAAGGCCGAAGAAGAUGCUGAAUUAGGAUUGGAGACAGCAAAAGAUGAGAAUUUGAGCUCAGGGGACGGAAAGGAUGAGAAUUUGGUGGAUUCUGAUGCUUCGACUGAUGACGAGGAGGGUGGUGAAGGAUCUUUGCAGAGAAGGUUAAGUUCAGUACGUGUGGCAUCCAUUCGUUCUUCUGCUCUAGCAGCUGCCCAAAAUUUCCUCUCUAAAUCAAGAAAUACCGAUUCAAGAUCUACAUGCAGUAACGACAGCACAAAUAAAACCCAAGGCAAUACGAUUGACCACUCCCAUGAAUUCACACAGUGCUAUAGCAAAGAGGGAUCUGCAAACAAAAGUAAAAGCAACACUGUGAAGAAGCUUUUUUAUGAUGUGACACCUCAGGAGGAGGAAAGCACAAGCAAAAUGGAAUCAACUCAUCUUCCUGCGAUUGGUCAUGGUAUUGCAGGACUAAGCUAUGUAGGAUCGCAAGAACCUGGCGAUCUAUCCCAGGCUAAUGCAUUGGAAGUUGUUGAUAAGUUCAUUUCAAUUAAUGAUUUCGAACCAUCUCAGGAGGCUUUGAAUAGAGGAAAAGCUGCAGUUUUGAAGUCACCUCCCAUUUCUAGUGCUAAAGGGGUUCGCUUUUUAGCGGAAAAGGUUGAUCAUGUAAGCCCGGUUGGGAAAGAAGGGAUCUUUGAUUGGGUGGACAGUCUUGAGGAUGAGGGAGGGGGUGAAUUCUUCCAUAAAAGAAAAGAGUUCUUCUUUAAGAGUAAAGUUGAUGCCAGUAAGUCUCAAAGUCAUCCUCCAAAGAACAGGAGUGGCAUAUAUGAUAAGAGUGGGAAGGAGGACGAUGCAAGCCCAAAUACAGGUAGAAAAUUGGCAAAUUUAGCUCAUUCAGAUUCAAGGUUACUGAUACAGAAUACAGGAGUAAGCAAAAGGAUCCAUCAAACAAAAACAAAGAGAAAUCUUUCAAAAGAUUUGGAUGAACAGUCAAACUCAAAAUCCCUAGAGAAGCAAGUGGAGGGAAAUUAUGACAUUGGCCCUGAUACGCAGAUGGCCGCUGAAGCAAUACAAAUCCUAGUUCAUGGUUCUCCCAUUAGACAUACAGCGGAGGGUGAUAAACAAUGUGGAGACAUGAAUGGGAAUGACAACAGUGCGAGGGUGAAGGAUUCUUCAAAGAAUGUCUCUCGUAGAAAGAGGUCUCGUGAUUCAAAAGGCAUCCCUACACGAUCUAAACGGAUUAAGAUGCUAUCCAGCAAGUCAGAUGACAAAAGACCCAUCAUUUCUUCGGAGAAUUUGAGAGGGUCAAGAAGGAAAAGGAGUUUGGAGGGAAAAACCCUUGAAACAGAAACAAAUAGGAUGAAGUCAAAUUUAAAGGGGGAAAAAAGUUCUCAACUUGAAUUUAUACCUGGGGAAUAUCGUGUCUAUGGCUCACCUAUUGCCCACCGAACCAGGCACUCAAAGCAAGCGAACUCUAAAAAGAAGGUUGAAACUUCAUCUGUGAAAGUUAGAAAUUGUUGCACUAGGAGCUCCAAAAAAGUGAAUCUAGUGAAACAAGCUGAAAUUUUGUGUAAUGGUAGUGAGAAAUAUGGAAAUGAGAUGAUGGAUGACACUUGCAAGGCUGCAGGAACUGAGGUUGAGCUUGUCACCAAUGAACCUGGAUCAGUGAAUAAUGAUAAUAAAUGUUCUAAUUCUAAUAAAGACCAACCUAAGGUAGUUGAUACCAUAUCUACUAAGCCAGUGACAGCCACUCAGCCCUCCAAGAAAACUAAAAGGGUCUUCAUACGAAGUGUUUCUGAGAUAUUAGAUAGAGUGAAGAGGAAAAAAAGAUCGUCUUCUACAAUGAGAGCAUCUGAAGAUAUUAGGUCCAUACUCCCUGGGUUGAGAACAAGGUCAUCAGUUCAUUCUCUGCUAGUAACACAUUCUUCGGGGAAAAAUUCUAAUCAACCCACAUGUACGCCAAGUUUAGAUAAAGCUGGUUCAGCUGGUUCGCCCAACGAAAAGGUUCGACAAUCUAGUAUAGGAAGAACAACAUCCAAAGUAGUAGAGGAAGUUUCGCCUAUUUGCGUAACUCAAGGUCCUUCAAGAGCAUGGGAUAAAGGCUUAUCAAGGCCAUCGAUUGCUAGAGAACUUCUUAGGUUAGAACCUCCUGAAGCAUCACCGAAUAAAGAGUGGAAAGAUUUGAGAAGAAGAAAAUAUAUGGCCAGUACUUGUAUUUUGUUAAGCCAUCAUUUGGACGAUGAUAUAAUCAAGCAGCAGAAAAAGAUUUUAGCAAGAUUAGGAGUAUCUGUCGCAGCUUCUAUAUCAGAUGCUUCACACUUUGUGGCAGAUAAAUUUGUUCGCACGAGGAACAUGCUAGAAGCAAUGGCGCUUGGUAAACCCGUGGUCACCCCUUUGUGGCUUGAAGCCUGUGGACAGGCAAGCUGUUUCAUAGAUGAGAAAAACUAUAUAUUGAGAGACACAAAGAAGGAAAAGGAGAUUGGUUUUAGCAUGCCUGGUUCAUUGGCUCGUGCAUGCCAAUGCGCACUCUUGCAGGGCAAACGAGUAUUCAUAACUGCAAAUGUGAAACCAAGCCAAGAGCUUAUUGCAAGUUUGGUUAAAGCAGCGGGCGGGCAGCCUAUGGAAAGGAUAGGGAGAUCCGUUAUAAAGGACGAGAAAGUUCCGGAUGACCUGUUGAUUAUCUCUUCCGAAGAAGAUUAUGAUAUUUGCAUACCAUUGCUUGAGAAAGACGCAGGGAUUUUCAGCUCGGAACUUGUGCUGAAUGGUAUAGUCAUCCAAAAGCUGGAGUAUGAGAGGCAUCGACUCUUCUCCAAUCACAUCAAAAGGACCCGCUCGACUUUAUGGCUGAGAAACAAGGAUGACGGGCAGUUUCUUCCGGUAAACAAAUGUUCGUAGCUCCAUUGAACCUUGUUUUGGGAGGGGGGUUUUCUUCUGUUACUUGUGUAUGUAUUAUCCUAGGUCUUUGCUUUUCUGUGAUCAUUGUAUAGUAAGAUCUUUUUUAUUCUGAAUUUAGCUUUCUAUUCUGAGUUCCUGCGAGGUUGCUUGCGCAGCUUGUAUUUAUUCUUUCCUCAAAUGCAGAGAGUUCUAUUCCUCGUUA